CGGCCUUCUGGGCCUCAUCAGUACAGUGCUGAUGCUAGGAUGGGGGAGAACCGAUAUGGAUCCCCAAAGUAUGCUCAGUCUCGACACAACCAAAUUUGCCAUUUUAGCUUUGCACCCACAGGCAAUAAGGUGGAUCCUUUAAUGGAAUUCGAUGCUUGCAGACAGUAGUAACCUUCAGCCACUUAACAGCCACUUACCUUUUAUGAAACUAACAUAAUGCUUUCAUGGUUUUUAUCAUCAACAAAACACCCUUCUUGAACAGAUAAUAAAAUAGUAACCCAAGGAGACUGUUCCAGACUGAACACCUAUACCUAGAGUUGUAGUUAUGCGUUAAAAGACUAAUAUACCAGCGCCGUUUAAAGACAAUUCAACGUCACGGUUGAAAAUAAACCGAUCGGGAACUAUAAAAAAGUUGGCCGCAAAUAUUUUUUGUUGGAAUCCAGUAGGCAUGCUUUUCGAACAAUUGACUUUAGUCUUCAUUUUGUUCAGUUCGCCUUUGUAAUCUCUGGGCAUCGUCUUUGAUACAUACAAAUAGAAUUUGUAAUCCUGUUUAUUUGGAUGGGUCAGACCAAUUAUCGGUCGCAUUUUUCUUGUCUGGUUCGUGAAUGUUCUAACUAGCUGACAGUUCCCUUGAUAAACACCCUUGUACUGCGAACAUCACCCUGGAGAGUACUGUGAGCCAUUCAAUGAAUGUCAGCAUUAUUCAACAGUGUUAAAGGGUUAUUCAGUCAAGCGUGGAGCGCUCAGUUCAAGCAAUCCAGCGUCAACCACAGCAAUGGAUUCUUUAGACGCAAGGAUAUUGAUGAUCAUUUUGUUGAGUGCACCUGGGUGCAGUGCACAGGAUAUUCGCGAAACAUCGCAGCUACGAAAGAAUUUAAGAAAGCUAAUUGAAGCAAAGCUGGAUCAGAAUGUUGACAGGGAUGUACAUUCUAGCCUGGUUAGGUACUACGUCAAGAUAUUGCAAGAGUUGGAUUUUUUUAGGUUCAAGAAGAACAUUUACACCAUGAAUACGACUACUCACCACCUCGCCCUUCCUCAAUGUUCUAACGUGUGUUUCCAGGCUCCCGAAGUGACGCGGCAAAGUGCUAUCGAUACUCGUGCUGAACAAUGCAGAAAGUUUGAUAACCAUUCCUUCAACGGUUACUUUUUUACUUGGGUCCCAUACCUGAAAGUAAAGGAUCGCGACGAAUGUGAGCUCAACUGUUUAGCGAAAGGACACAAGUUCUUCCUGCGUCUUUUGCCUAAAGUCAAAGACGGAACCCCUUGCCUCAGUGAUCUGAAAAAAGUCUGCAUUGAUGCAAAAUGCAAGGAACUUCCUUCAGAAUGCAAAGAAGGUGGAUGUUUUGGUACGAAGCCAUCUGAAGCACGAAAACAAAGACGGUUCGGAGUUUUUACAUCCGGAGAUGUCUCACGAGGGCAACUCAUUCUAGGUUACAACCCUGUCAUUACAAUCCCAGCGGGUGCUACGGAGGUAAACAUCACCGAAAUCCGCAGAAGCAAAAAUUAUCUGGCUCUCAAGUCACAUGAUUCGAACAAGUAUUACAUCAACGGAAACUGGGUUAUCGAUUUGCCGAAGGGUUACAACGUGGCAGGUACAACCUUUUAUUACACCAGGCCUCGCAGAAACAAAGCAGGCCACGAGGCUUUCAUUGCUGCUGGUCCAACUGAUGAGGAUCUUGACGUUAUGCUGCUUUAUCAAGACGACGAGCCAAGAAUCAUGUACUCCUACUUUCUUCCUAAAGAUUAUCUUAACAAAAAACAAGCACAGCAACCUGCGGAACCGGCUGGCUUCGGACAGAGAGGUGUACAGCCUACCCAACCAGUAUCUAAUGGAAACUCGUACGCUUGGAAACUAACAGGGUUUACACAGUGCACCCACUCGUGUGCUGGAGGCGUUCAAAACACGGUGUAUCAAUGUGCCUCAUUAACUGAUAACUCAGUCGUCGAACAGUCAGCAUGUCAGCGGAACCAAAAACCACAGCAAAGACAAAGAGUUUGUAACCUGCAACCUUGCCCGCCAAGGUGGGAGCCGAGUCAGUGGGGUCUGUGCUCCAAGACAUGUGGACCUGGCUUACAGAUCAGAAGUCUGUUGUGUAAACAGUUAGUAGAUAGCAACGGUGCGCGGAAAGAUCAGAUGUUACCCAUAAGCUACUGUCCACAGUGGGAGAGGCCUAACCCGAGCCAGAACUGCAAUUUGAGGCCUUGCCCUCUUCCAGCAAACUGGACUGUUGGAGAAUGGAGCAAGUGUUCUGUCACAUGUGAGAGAGGACUCAAACAGAGGAUUGUUACGUGCACAGACAUCAAGAAUACUUCUGUCGAUCACAGCUUCUGCAGACAUCGCCCAAAGCCAGCCAUGACUAAAUCGUGCUUCGCAGGUUCUUGUAAAACUGAAUGGUUUACGAGCCAGAAGUGGUCACAGUGCUCAGUGCCUUGUGGGAGAGGAGAACAAAGUCGACUUGUGUUCUGUGGAAGAAAGGGAGGUGACGCCCUUAUUUCUGGUCAGUGCCUUCAGGCCCAAAAACCGAGCUGGACCAGAGCUUGUAACAAUGGGAAAUGUCAGGCAACCUGGGUAACGUCAGAGUGGAGCAAGUGCUCAGAGGAAUGUGGAACCGGGACUCAGUCGCGCACUGUCUUCUGUGCUGGUAUGGUUGGAGACAUGUAUAAACAUUUUCAAGACGACGCUUGUCACCCAAACUCUAAACCCCCAACAGUUCGACCAUGUGGAAACGACUCAUGCACACCACAGUGGUUCACUUCAAAAUGGGGCAAGUGCUCCAGGUCAUGCGGUGGAGGUAACCAAGUCAGAGAUGUUAUGUGCCUGGACCAUAAGGGUCAAGUAUCUAAAGAAUGUCAAUCACGGCACAAACCUUAUCAUUACCAGCGCUGUAAUAACCUGGCAUGUCCUACAUCAGCUUCACAAGCAAGACGUAUUCCACACUGUAAAGACUCUUACAGUGGAACUGUAUGCAUGUAUGUUACACAAGCCAACUUCUGCCAGUUCUCGCAUUACCGCAGAAUGUGUUGUAACAGUUGCACAAAAAGGCUCUAACACUGAGCAAACAUUUUCCUGUUUCGCGCGAUUGGUAAUUGAGACGUCAGCCAAACGACUUUAGGAGAUCAUUGAAAUUACGUAGGAUAUGAAUGAGCAAACGAAGGAAAUAACGCUGAAAAUAAUUGUGACUUUGCCAAUUACUUACCCAAUAACAUAGUUUACAAUAGUGCUGCGCCUUCAGACCAAUCACUGGGAUACAUGGAAUAGAUAUAUUUGCACCUGGGUGCAUGUCACUACAGGAAAAUAUUUAUCGUGAGUACGAAAAGGUCUAGUCCGAGGUAGUGUUAAUAAACACCUCGAAAGUUCUGUGGAGAUACUUUACACAGAGCUCCCUAAUGGGUUUGCGUAUCCUCAACCAGAAAAAUUGGCGGUAAAGAGAAGCAGCCAUAUGGUAAAAGUACUGUAAUCAUAUCUUAUAACUUACGUAAUGCAGAGACUGUUUUUGUUUUAUGAUACAAUUGACAGUGUAAAGGUACAGAUUGUUGAUGCAGUUUAUUCUCUACCACUGGUAACCAGAGCUGAUUUGAGUCUUUGAAUUGAAGCAGAUUUUUUAAUUACACUAAACGCCACCCCUGGACAAUAUUGUUCACUGAUCAAAAAACUAAAUGUAAUAACUGUCUUCCAAUGUCUCCUCACCCUGACAGGACAUCUAUACAUAUAUAGAAUUAAGUGCAAUGUCCAUUUUUGUUGACAUGGAUAAAUAACCAAAAGAUGCCAAUUUGACAAAAUGUUUCUUUUUUUGGUUUUGAUUUAAAAAACAGACAGGAAUUUCACUUGAGCAAUGUCCAUCCUGCUUAGUUAAUACUUUUCUUAACAAACAAUCUCUUUGUGCCCAGGCCAUCAAAUUGGUACAGUCCAUAAAAAGAGUACAAAGUACACUGCACGGUUCUCAAUAAGUUUUGAUGUAGACGGCUGAAACAUAAAAGUAGGCGGCGGGAGAAGUGAGUACCACAGGCAUGAGCCUCUAAGGGGGUCUGGCAGCAUGCCCCCUCCCCUCCCCCACCCUCCAAAAAACUUCAAAUUAUAGAAGGUUAGAUUUGCCACUUUGAGCCUUCUGGCAAGCAAAUUUGGUUUAAAGAAAUAAAUUUUUUGUUAGGGACAAGCAUAAAUUUUACUGAACACCUUUCUUUUCUUGGAAUCCUAAUAAUGGGACCAGACUACACCCCAAAAAGCGCAGUAGUUUUCUCACCUUCAUCUACCUGGCUUUCUGUUCUUUGUGAUUUACAGAAAUAUUAACGAUCAAUUCCAGGCUGGCUUGAAGUGGGUUUUCUUUUACUCAUGGGUACUCUAUAAUUAAUUACUUACUAAGAAUUCAUGCCUUCUUCUAACACUCCGAACGCCACACUACACUUGUUGACAACAAACACCAGUCAGUGGAAUUUCGCAGAAGGUAGGAGGCACGCAUUGGAAUUGCAUAAUACGUUUUGCUGCUGAAAAUGGCUUUCAAGUACUACUCGUUCGGUUCACGCAAUUUUUAACUUUGAAAUCAACGUGCAGAUACAAAAUAAGGAGGCAAGCUUAUCACCGAAAAGUAGGUGGUUCUAAAUUUAAAGUAGCCGGGUUUUUUAGCCAGCUGCCAGCACUUAAUGAGAACCCCGAGUACAGUAAUGUAUAAUGAAAUCAAAUUAAAGCUUCAUGUAAAUGA
Molecule: messenger RNA, 4697 nt
Organism: Stylophora pistillata
Lineage: Eukaryota; Metazoa; Cnidaria; Anthozoa; Scleractinia; Pocilloporidae
Product: ADAMTS-like protein 4
Biological process (GO): proteolysis; extracellular matrix organization
Cellular component (GO): extracellular matrix
Molecular function (GO): metalloendopeptidase activity
Source: RefSeq, a predicted model, not a curated record